AUGGGAAUAAAGGAAAUUUUCCAUUUUGCUCGAUUGCCCUCCAUCAUCUUGCUGGGGUUGGUGUAUGUGUUUUACGUGCUUAUCGGCGGGGUGGUGUUUUGGAAGCUGGAGGGAGACCUUGAACAGAAGGACAUCAGUGUUUUGUUGAUGCGCAAACAAAAGUUGUUGUCAACGUACGCAUGUCUGGACCAAGACAGCCUUGAGAAAGUGGCUCAGGUGCUUAACGGCGCAUCCAAAGUGGGUUUGAGUUUAAAAGGCAACAGCACCACGGACGGAUUCUGGAAAUUCACCAGCUCAGCUGUGUUCGCUGCCACCGUGGUCACCACCAUAGGUUAUGGAAACAUAAGUCCCAGCUCCACAGCUGGUCAGAUCUUCUGUGUGUUCUUUGCCCUUUUUGGCAUCCCGCUCAAUAUGGUGGUGCUCAACAGGGUGAGCAAAUACAUGCUAGUUACGGAGAGGAACAUCUCCAACUUCCUGGAGGGGAAAACUGGCAGACGGACGUGUACAUGCUUCUUGGUCCACCUGGUGACUUACCUGUGUGGAGCGCUCUUCUUCUUAAUCGUCCCCAUGAUCGUGUUCCAGUUCCGCGAAGGUUGGACCUACUCACAGGCCAUCUACUACUGCUUCAUCACCCUCAGCACCAUCGGCUUCGGAGACUUUGUGGCCGACAACAACCCGGACAAAGUGUACCCCGAGUGGUACAGCAUCUUCAUGGCCUCCUGGAUCUUCUUCGGCCUGGCCUGGCUGGCGCUCAUCAUCAACCACUCCAUUGACAUGCUGGAGGGGCUCAACAUGCACCUCAAGCGGUGGUGGGGGGGCAGCAAGCAGGAGGAGGAUGAUUGUGUGGGGACCGACAACCCUGACACACAGCUGGAGGAGGAAAAAGAGGUCAACCGGCCGCCUCUAAAGCAGUAAAGUGCGCCAAAAGUCGAUUUGAGAUAUUUCUAAAGUUUGGAAAGCUAUAUUAAUUGAACAUAACCACCUGCUGUUGCUAUUUAUUAUGAACACACUAAAUAUACUGUACAUUAUAUUUCUUAUUUAUUCACUUCCUGAAUUGUGUGGGUGUAUCAAUCAAUCAAAUGUAGCAUUUUUCAUGAACAGGCAAGGGAUUGCCACCAACAAAACACACACACACACACAUUCUUGUAUUUGUUACCUCCUUGAGGCCUCUGAAAAAUGCCUACCUCUUUAGGACCACCCUAAUUUUUUAUAGAUUUCCCCACCAGGGAUGAAAAAUGAGAUCUCUAUUUUUUGUUUUUUGUAAUGUGCUUAAGGCCGAUGACAAACAAGUCACGGACCACAGAUGGCCCCUGUGCCGCACUUUGGGCAACACAGCUGUAGAAGCUAACUGUUAAUGACCACCACCAUAGUCUUAGUACCGUAGUGUAUUUGUUCAUCCUAUGUUCACAUAUGGGACGCGGGUUGUCUUACGUCAGCACCGGAAGACGUAAAAUCACUUUAGCAUUUUUUAGGGGGAUGAAUAGGGAAGUCCUUCUUUAGAUUGUUUUAUCAUAUAUUGCUGCCUUUGCACCUGUCAAUGUUUAUUUUUGUAUGCACAUUAAAUCAAC
Messenger RNA from Entelurus aequoreus (snake pipefish), 1568 nucleotides. Its product is annotated as potassium channel subfamily K member 17-like. Gene Ontology annotation, molecular function: potassium ion leak channel activity. Bases 1 to 915 code for a protein of 304 amino acids. Gene Ontology annotation, biological process: stabilization of membrane potential; potassium ion transmembrane transport. NCBI's taxonomy places the organism in Eukaryota, Metazoa, Chordata, Actinopteri, Syngnathiformes, Syngnathidae. Gene Ontology annotation, cellular component: membrane. The record is from RefSeq and is a predicted model, not a curated record. The transcript is spliced from 5 exons.